AUGUCAAUGCCUUUACAAGCUUCUUUCUCAUACAAACAACAUUCUCCCACUUUCCCUUCCUUCAAAAAAACUCUACUGGAUGAAGUAAAAUAUUGGUCAGAACAGAAAGUGACAGAAUGGUUAUCGAAUCAGUCUUUAGGGCGAUUCAGUCAGACAUUUCUUGAACAGAAGAUCUCGGGCUCAAUUUUACUCGACUUGGAUUAUGAAUCGUUGAAAGCGAUGGAUAUUAAAACAGUAGGCGAACGUGUUCGCUUAUUAGUCGCUAUCAAAGCACUACGGCAAGAAUGUUACUUGUCCGCGUCUUUAGCGGCAAGAAAUAAUCAACCAAAAGUUCAUAAUGAAAGUUCCAAUCACGAGAGCAAAAACUAUCAUCCCAGUAAUAACGAUUUGUUGGAGAAUAUGUUGAAUACACCAAUUAUACCAGUAGUGUCAGCCUCUCUCUCUAAAUCGACAAAGUCAUCAGAAACUACAAAUGCGAAAAGCUUACUCAAUAGAUCAAAUUCGUUUUCCAGAUUCCUCGGUCGAUCUGAUUCAAAGAAAUCCCAAGCGGUGCAACAGCAGAAUAAUAGUAGUAGCAAUUUAAGCAAUAGCGGCCAGCAACUAUCCAAUUCAGAUAUCCAUUCUUCAUCUCCAUCAAGCCCGCGAACAGUACAAAAGAGGAAUUCAUUAGAGGGUGGUAUUAUGUCAAUGGAAAAGGUCAAGCAAACCUGUGUUAAAGUUUUUGGCGAAGAUGGCCAAACGCGUAUUGUCAAUGUUCAUACAGCUAACGAGGCAAAGCAAAUUAUGGGAAAAGUCUUGCAUAAGUUUGGUAUUGACGAAAGCAGUGCAGACAGUUAUUGCAUUUUUGUUGGCUCCAGCACAAAUGGAGAAGCUAGAACAUUAUCUGACGCAGAAUUAGUUGAGAUUUGCCGAUCUACAGAUAGACCCGAAAAAGAGCGCCUAAUUUUACGUAAACGACAUCUGUACCCAACCCAUGAAGAGUUCAAACGGAAAGGAACAAUAAAUGCCGCUUCACGCAGGCAUAUUGAACCGGAUAACAAUAAGGUCUCUCCAGCAGCUUAUGUCAACUGGAAUAAUAACAGCAGUAGCAGCAAUAGUGGCACUUCAUACAACCUUUCUCCACCUCCUUUCUCAAAUGCCAUUAGCAGUAAUAACACUUACAAAAAGCCUUUCAGAUCCAAUACUGUAACAAGCAAUAACAGCAUCAGUAGUAACAGUAACAGUUUGCAAGGGCAGCAACAAUUACAAUCACAACAACAGCAACAACAUAAUCAAAACGGACGAAGACGCUUUUUCGGUGAACGACCUCCAUCAGAAAUGAUCACCUCUAAUUUACAAUCCUUUUUCCCUAAUCACAAUCGAGAAGUGUUAGAAACAGCUGGUAUCAAAGCGCAACGAUUGUCAAUGACACGACGUAAUUCUGCUUUGGGUCGAAUGGAACCACGAAACUACCGUAACAGUGUAUUACCAGAAUUGGUGUCUGUUUUAGGUGUAGAUUUAGAUAAAUUCCUAGAAGAAGAGGAACAACAGCAACAGCAACAGCAACAGCAACAACAACAACAUUUAAAUGAUACUAACGACACUGAAGCAACAAACGCAUCUACAUCUACUGCAUUUACCACCACUACCACUAAUACCAUUGAAACGUCUAAUAUUAAUGAUACCCGCCACUAUUAUGAUCACAAUAAUCAACUCUUAAGAAAAAACAGUAAUAUCAAUAAUAACAAUAAUAAUGAUAUCAAGAAAGAGGCUAACAAAGAGCCACAGCAACAAUGCAAACAACAAGAAACAAACCCUCGAAUUCAAAGAAGGACAUCAAGUAGAAGAUAUAGAAAAGAACCUAAGCCAUUGAAAUUGGAAGACAGUAACAAGAAAUUACUAUCACAGGAAACCAACAACAAUAACAUACCUAGUGUUCGUGAGCCUGUCACAACUCCUGUAUCUGCGACAUCAACAAAGACGAGACAACUACCAGACACAUGGAUGAAAGGUUCUCUUAUCGGCAGAGGUACCUUUGGUGACGUCUACUUAGGUCUUAACCCUAUCAGUGGGGAGUUUAUGGCUGUGAAGCAAGUCGAACUACCCGUCGAGAACUCCGCUAGUGAAGAACGUAAACGGUCUAUGGUCGAAGCACUCCGUCAUGAAAUUGAGCUCUUGAAAGAUCUGGAACAUGAGAAUAUUGUGCAAUAUCUUGGCUCACAAACCGAUGAGGCUUACUUCAGUAUUUUUUUGGAAUACGUGCCGGGUGGUUCAGUAGCAGGAUUGUUGGCAAGUUACGGAGCAUUUCAAGAACCCUUGGUCAAGAGUUUUGUACGACAGAUUUUGAAGGGUUUAAGUUAUUUGCAUAAUAAGGACAUUGUUCACCGUGACAUAAAAGGUGCAAACGUGCUAGUAAAUGAUAAAGGCGGUGUUAAGAUAUCGGAUUUUGGCAUUUCUAAAAAAGUAGAGGAAGGAAUUAUGUUACCAGGGCAAAGUAAUGCUUCAACGGCUCACAGACCGAGUUUACAGGGUUCAAUUUAUUGGAUGGCGCCUGAAGUUGUAAAGCAGACCCAUUAUACAAAAAAAGCAGAUAUAUGGUCUCUUGGUUGCAUGGUUGUGGAAAUGUUUACUGGAGAUCAUCCAUUUCCUGAGUUCUCACAAAUGCAAGCCAUAUUUCAGAUUGGUUGUUAUACCGCACCCAAUAUUCCCCCUAAUAUUAGCGAAGAUGCUCAAGAUUUCUUGAAGUGUGCUUUCCAAUUAAAUUUUGAAGAGAGACCUUCUGCUCAAGAACUUCUUCAACAUCCAUUUAUAGUCGAAAUUGAAAAUGAUGGAUUUGAUGAUUAA
Messenger RNA from Mycotypha africana, 2823 nucleotides. RefSeq names its product kinase-like domain-containing protein. Bases 1 to 2823 code for a protein of 940 amino acids. Gene Ontology annotation, biological process: signal transduction; protein phosphorylation. NCBI's taxonomy places the organism in Eukaryota, Fungi, Mucoromycota, Mucoromycetes, Mucorales, Mycotyphaceae. The transcript is spliced from 7 exons. Gene Ontology annotation, molecular function: protein binding; ATP binding; protein kinase activity. The record is from RefSeq and is a predicted model, not a curated record.